CCGUAUUCUUUCCCUCCCCUGAACUCCCAGCAGCCCCUUUUCCUCUCUACUGCCGUAGUCCCGUCCCAAUUCUCCGACAGAACAGCCGGAGAUGGAGACGUUGUCCCCGCCGCUGCCCCGCGUGUGCGUGACCGGUGGCGGCGGGUUCAUAGGGUCGUGGCUCGUCAAGCUGCUCCUCUCCCGUGGCUACGCCGUCCACGCCACCGUUCGCGACCCACGUGAUGCGAAGAAUACGUUCCUGAUGCAGCUGGACGGAGCUCCGGAGAAUCUGCAGCUCAUAAAGGCGGACAUGCUCGACUACGACACGGUGGCGGCCGCGUUCGACGGCUGCGAGGGCGUCUUCCAUGUCGCUACUCCGGUGCCCGAGCAAAAGAUGGUUGAUCCACAGAAAGAGAUGAUGGAUCCUGCAGUGAAGGGCACCACGAACGUACUCAAGGCUUGCUCGGCGAAGAAAGUACAAAAACUCAUCCUCGUCUCGUCCAUUGCCGCUAGUUGCUUUACUCUGGAUUGGCCUCAGGAUAAAAUCAAAGACGAGAGCUGCUGGUCAGACAAAGAGUUGUGCAGGGAGAAUGAGAACUGGUAUUCGCUUGCUAAGACAAUGGCUGAAGAAAUGGCCCUAGAAUACGGGCUGAAGAACGGACUGCACGUCGCCACAGUUUUGCCAGGUCUGGUUUUGGGCCCUCUGUUGCAACAUGUGGCAGUCAAUACCACUAGCAAGGUCCUCAUCUACAUACUAAAAGGAGGUCCCGACACAAUGAACAACAAGUUCUAUCCUAUAGUAGACGUUCGUGAUGUCGCCGACGCGUUGCUCCUGUUGUACAACAAGGCAGGUCCAUCAGAGAGAUACAUAUGCUCACUCGAUCAGAUGGACCUAAAGGAUUUGUUGGGAAUUCUGAAGACCAUGUACCCUAACUACAGUUACGCAGACAAGAUGGUUGAUGUGGAUUAUAAAGUUGAAGUGACUUCUGAUAAACUAAAGAAUUUGGGGUGGAAGCCAAGAAAGUUGGAGGAGACGCUGGCGGAUAGCAUCAAAUCUUACGAAAAAACAGGCCUUCUUCACGGUUCAAAUGGCGAACCUUGCCGACUUCCCUACUUAUACUGCAUGCCGCCUAUCCUGGAAUGAAAAUUGUACUACCAUCAUGCAUUCAUUUUGUAUUCUGCUUCAAACAUAGUUGAAUGUGUUAUGAGAAACUAAUAAGGGGAUCGGUCUGGUGUCCCGUCCUA
Molecule: messenger RNA, 1224 nt
Organism: Lolium rigidum
Lineage: Eukaryota; Viridiplantae; Streptophyta; Magnoliopsida; Poales; Poaceae
Product: cinnamoyl-CoA reductase 1-like
Exons: 6
Coding region: 92-1123 (343 amino acids)
Molecular function (GO): oxidoreductase activity, acting on the CH-OH group of donors, NAD or NADP as acceptor
Source: RefSeq, a predicted model, not a curated record